ACUGCCCUCUGGGCUGGCCUCUGAGGUCGUCCGCGGGAAAUUGACAUGAAGCCACUCCACGGAGCUCUAACUCUAGAGAAGGCUGGGGAAGCCGGGAAGAGGGUGCACUUCUGGAGGGGCCAGUGAAGAAACCUCAGAAGAGGGAAUGUUAGAGAUUGAAGAACUGGGCAAGUUCGUGGAGCUUGGCCUCUCCAACUAUGCCUCCUGGGAGGUGGCUGAGAUCUGCAUCUGCAGGAACAACGGCUGGAUCCUGCCCACUGUGUACCAGGCAGCUGCUGGCUCUGGGCCUGGCUUCUCCUUCCUGCCCGCAGGUGCUGCUCAGGCCCUUCCUUCCUGCUCCCUGGCUGUGGGCAUGAGCCUGGACCAGCCUUCCCCUUCUCCCAGGAAGGGGGAAUGUACAACACUACCACCCGGCAGGUGGAAACGGAGCUCUUCCUCUGCCUCAGGCACUUCGGACUGAGGUUCUACGCCUACAGCCCUUUGGCUGGGCGCCCACGGGGAUGCGGUCAUCCUGGGCAUGUCCAGCGUGGAGCAGCUGGCACAGAACUUGGCUGCGACUGAGGAAGGGCCCCUGGAGCCGGCCGUGGUGCAGGCCUUCGACCGAGCCUGGCACCUGGUCGCCCACGAAUGUCCCAACUACUUCCGCUAGGGCCAGUCCUGACUUGAGAUGGCAGAGGGCCUCCUCCCUCUGUCACUCUUUGACCUUCUCACCCUGGGCCUUAAAUGGCUUUAUUUGGCCUGUGCUGUUCUCCAGUCCCCAUUCACGAGCUGUUUAUUUCCUCCACUGCUGCAGUGCUCCCAGCUGCCUUCACGUGAGAAGGCUGGGCUGUGAUCCAUGUAGGGGGGUCCUGCCUGGACAGAGAAGGUGCUAGACCCAACCACCCACCAGCUCUGCCUGCAGCCUUGGGCUCGUCCUUCCCAAGGGUUUGCGGGGAGGGGGCAGGAGCACAGGCUUCCUGGCCUCCCUCCGGAAUCCAGCCUGACCUCUGAAUGUGGCAGCUGGCAGUGGCCCUCACUCUCACACAUAAGAAAGCUGGGUGCCCUGAAGGUUUUCUCUCAUUCUGAGCUCCUUUCACAAAGAACAACUUGGGCAAAAACUACCACUGAGUCACUCCCAAGAAUAAAAGUUCCCAGAAUGCUGUGGAACAGUUUUCAUAUCUGC
Molecule: messenger RNA, 1162 nt
Organism: Mustela lutreola (European mink)
Lineage: Eukaryota; Metazoa; Chordata; Mammalia; Carnivora; Mustelidae
Product: aflatoxin B1 aldehyde reductase member 2-like
Exons: 5
Coding region: 146-460 (104 amino acids)
Source: RefSeq, a predicted model, not a curated record